Messenger RNA from Mesorhabditis belari, 225 nucleotides. The record is from the annotation of a GenBank genome assembly. Lineage: Eukaryota; Metazoa; Nematoda; Chromadorea; Rhabditida; Rhabditidae.
AUGAAGUGUACCAACUAUCCCCUCGGGGUGAACAGAUGUUUCAACAAGACCCCAAACGGACACAAUACAAGCGCGAUCACAGACAACAAGCCUGUACUGACAGCUAUGAUAAAUUUGAUGACCGGAGCAAAAUUGGGAGCAUUAUUCCUCGGCACUUUCUACUUCUUCACCGUUUACCAAAUCCUUACCGAGAAUCACGAGGAUUUGUGUGAUUGUCGGGAAGCA